AUGUCGGGCCAGAAACACUGGGAACAAGACAAGGAAGCCACCGUCUACGUUGGCAACAUCGACGAGCGCGCCACCGAUGCCCUCGUCUGGGAGCUCAUGGUCCAAGCUGGACCGGUGGUGAAUGUCCACUUGCCCAAGGAUCGCGUCACGCAGUCUCACCAGGGUUUUGGGUUUGUCGAGUUCAAUAGCGAGGUAGAUGCCGACUAUGCAGCCAAGAUCAUGAACGGAAUUAAACUAUACGGAAAACCUCUGCGCGUGAACAAGGCCUCCGCCGACAAACAGAAGCCCCUCGAAAUCGGAGCCGAGCUUUUUAUUGGAAACUUGGAUCCCAUGGUGGAUGAGAAGAUCCUCUACGACACCUUCAGUAGAUUCGGCACUCUCAUUGCACCGCCCAAGGUCGCACGGGAUGACAACGGCUUGAGCAAGGGAUAUGGAUUUGUCAGCUACAGCAGUUUCGAAGCUAGCGACGAGGCGAUCAACAACAUGAAUGGCCGCUUCCUGAUGAACAAGGACGUUAGCGUGCAAUACGCCUACAAGAAGGACGGCAAGGGCGAGCGUCAUGGUGACGAGGCAGAACGAAUGCUAGCAGCGCAGGCGAAGAAGCACAACGUCGCUGUGGAAAGUCAACCAAUGCCAUCAGCAUUCCUUCAACAAUCCGGUCAAGUUGCACCUCCCCCGGUAGUUGGCCCACCUCCGGUCAUGGCGACUGGCGGAUUCGAUCCCUCUAUGAACGCAGCUAUGCCACCUCCCAGACCUGGAAACUUCCCGCCGCCUGGUGGACAUCGACCUCCACCAGCAGCAUUUGGUAUGAACGGUGGCGCCCCGCCCCCUGUUAUGGGACGCGGCAACAAUGAACUGCCACCAGCACCCUCGGGUUUGCCUGCACGACCACCACCUGCUCAGGGCGGCUACGGCAGACCAGCCGAUUUUCACCCAGGGUUUCCUGGUCCAAUGCCUGGUGGUGCUGCCAUGCCUCCGCCCGGCUUUGGUGCUCCCGGUAGCGUACCACCACCGCCGCCACCAGGGUUUGCGCAAGGGUACGGUCGUUGA
This is a messenger RNA of Pseudomassariella vexata, 1050 nucleotides long. RefSeq lists its product as uncharacterized. Gene Ontology annotation, cellular component: U12-type spliceosomal complex; nucleolus. Gene Ontology annotation, molecular function: RNA binding. Lineage: Eukaryota; Fungi; Ascomycota; Sordariomycetes; Amphisphaeriales; Pseudomassariaceae. Gene Ontology annotation, biological process: positive regulation of mRNA splicing, via spliceosome. The coding region runs from base 1 to 1050 and encodes 349 amino acids. The transcript is spliced from 2 exons. The record is from RefSeq and is a predicted model, not a curated record.